Messenger RNA from Paramuricea clavata, 1875 nucleotides. The record is from the annotation of a GenBank genome assembly. Lineage: Eukaryota; Metazoa; Cnidaria; Anthozoa; Malacalcyonacea; Plexauridae.
AUGGCAACUGGGAACAGUGUAAUUGAGAAUAAGUUAGUACAGCUUAAGCUUAUAGUUGGGCGAACCAGAAAGAUUCUGGAAUCCGGAAAUCAAGAAGCAGUUGAGCGACAACAACGAGCUUUGCGAACCAUUGUUGCUGACAUAGACAAAUGUAAAGUGGAAGAAGAAGCAAGAAUGAUUGACGAGAAAAAGGAGUUGACAGAAAUUAGUGAAUGGAAUUCAAACAUCGAGGAAAAGUUAUCUGAAGCAGACAAGGACAUUCAUGACCUGAGAGAAUGGUGUGAAAGUAAGAAACGAGAAUGCGAGGAAAACCAGCGGAAGCAAGAAUUAGAUUUUGAACAUGAACUAUUUCAGACACGCCUAAAAUUCCAGAAUGAGCUACAGGCAGCUAAACUAAAGCAAGAAUCAGCAAGUGUUGAAAAGAAAGAGUCACAAGCAAAGUUACCUAAACUCAUCAUUACUAAAUUUAAUGGCGCCUACCAAGACUGGCCUCGAUUCUGGGAACAAUUCCGAGAGACGGUGGACAAAACAAGUAUUGAUGCUGUCAUUAAAUUCACAUAUUUACAAGAGUUGUUGGAACCUAAAAUCAGGAAAUCUGUGGAAUCACUACCCUUUACAAGUGAAGGUUAUAAUAGAGCAAAGAGUAUCCUUGAAGACAGAUAUGGGAAACAAUCAGAAAUAAUAAAGGCUUAUACCAAGCAGAUUUUCGAUUUGCCCAAAAUUCCGGAUGGUAAUGUGAAGCGAAUUCAUGAGUUCUCGGAUAAAUUAUCAUAUGCGGUGCAGUCUUUGGAAACACUUGGCAAACUUUCUCAAGUCAAUGGGUAUGUAUCGAUGACACUAGACAAACUACCUGGAAUACGUGGCGACCUUGUUCGAACAGAUGAUGCUUGGGAAUCCUGGGACUUUGUAAAACUGUCUGAUGCGGUGAGACUCUGGACUCGGCGAAACCCAGUUGAGAAGCUUCCUUCAGGAAAACUGCUUAAUGUCCGACGUCAAGAUUUUACUCCCAAGGGGUGUGUCUAUUGUACUGAGAAAUCACACAAAUCAGCAGAGUGCCCAAAAGUAUGAUCUGUGUCUGAAAGACGGUUGAUUCUUACCAAACAACAUCUGUGUUAUAACUGCACUGGUUCAUCACACCGUGCGAAUGAUUGCCCAAGUCAGUCUAAAUGUCAAAAAUGUGGGCGGCGUCACCACACCUCAAUUUGUGAUAAUGAUUCCAAGAGUGGAGUGAAGGGGAAGAAAUUGCUAAUUUCAUGUGAGGUGAAUCCGGAAGGAAUCUUUCCUGUUGUUAGAAUGAAAGUGGAUGGCAUUGAAUGCAGAGCUCUGAUCGACUCCGGAGCAGGGAGCUCCUAUGCUUCUGCAAAACUAAUUAAUCUGCUGAAAAAGAAACCAGUUGAAGUAGCAAGAAAACGAGUUGAUAUGCUGAUGGACUCUCAGGAAGCAUUGUUGGAGACUUAUGAAGCAGUUGUUGAAGCAGUUACUGGGGACUUUCGCAUGUCCGUGAAUUUGACAAAGGUAAAAAAGCAAGAGCUACUAUUCGUUGAUAACCCAUGUUAUGAAGAAGUAAUCAAGAAGUAUCCACAUUUGGAAGGAGUUGAAAUAGUAGAAGAUGAUGUUAAAGCACAGCUUCCAAUCCAUGUUGUCUUAAGUAGCGGUGAUUUUUCUCGAAUUAAGACUGAUGCAAAACUCCGUGUUGGUAGAGACGGUGAGCCUAUAGCGGAGUUAACAAAGCUCGGUUGGUUUAUAAUGUCGCCUGGUAGCGAGUUUGACAAAGCCAAGAUGUUCCUGACACAAACCACUCAUUCCGAUUAUGAGCAACUGUGCAAACUUGAUGUGCUAGGAUUGGAAGAUAAACCAGAAAACGACCAGGGGCAA